Messenger RNA from Xenopus laevis (African clawed frog), 521 nucleotides. Its product is annotated as serine/threonine-protein kinase mig-15-like. The transcript has 6 exons. The coding region runs from base 1 to 468 and encodes 155 amino acids. NCBI's taxonomy places the organism in Eukaryota, Metazoa, Chordata, Amphibia, Anura, Pipidae. The record is from RefSeq and is a predicted model, not a curated record.
AUGCCAUUCUGCGCCCCACGGAGGAAGCGACAGUCGGAAUCCAGCUCCCUCUCUGAGAUUUACAAGCCUCCUGAUGGUCGGCUGACCAAGGAUGUGCUCCUCGGAGAGGGCGGCACUGGAGACGUCUACCAGGAUGAAGACUCAGUCUGCAGGGAGCUGAUGUUUCUCCAGCAGUUCAGCGGCCACAAGAACGUCGCCUCUUUCUUUGGAGCCUACUACAGGGCUCCACUCACGGAGUGCUCAUCGGAGCUCUUGGAAAUUGCUCUUGAAUACUGUGGUGGCGGUUCUCUCCACAACCUCAUCAACAAGACCAAUGGCCAAUCCCUGAAGGAGACCUGGAUUGGUUAUGUCUGCAAGGAGGUUUUAAAGGGUCUGCACCACAUCCACAAGAACCGGGUCGUUCAUAAAGACAUAAAGAGCCUGAACAUCAUGCUCACAGAGACGGCCAAAGUGAAGAUCAGUGAGUAAAACUUACAGUUAUAAUGGAGUAAUGGAUGGUGGGGAGCUUCUGUGAAUUUGGA